AUGUUUGCUAUUAUCGACAAACUCAACCAGCAGCAGCCGGAGACGAUACUCUACUCGAAGCUUUACCUUGAGUCGCCGUACUCUUGCCUGUAUGUUUACCAGAAUUUAUCCUCGUUGGCACAGGACUUUGUGCGAAACGUUCUUUGCUACACUAUUUCGGCAGACGGCCCCAUCACUGCGGCUGCGCGAUAUCCUGCAUUUCCUUUUAACCCGCUCUCCAUUGUUACCGAAGAAAGCCGCCCACGCCUAGCCAUCGCUGUCAGACAGCUUGCAGAUCUUCAAAUUAUCUCUGUGGAGAAAGAUAAGACGCAUUAUGAUCUUGUCUUCUUUCAUAAUCUCUUUUCUGCGCUGAAUAAUCUGCCUUUCGUGUCAAUGGGUGGAUACACUUCAGAAUGCAUAAAGCAGCAUACUAUAAACCCCUUUACCUCACGGAAAAGUACCAAGAUGAAUGCGAAACUAAUGAAAGAAUUUGUUAAUUACUGCGAAGAGUAUCCUGCAUCGCGAUUUAGAAAGCUCUUAGACUCUUUGAUGGAGAUAUCGUCUCGGAAAGGCGACAAAAGAAUAGAUGAGAAGGAGGAGAAGAAGCUAUUGCGGUUUAAAACGAUAUUCUCCCUUCUUUCCUUGAUAGAUCAACGGUCAAGCACAAAGGUAGAGUCCCAAUCAUCUCUCACGGAAAAUGGGUGCCAAUUCAUGCUCGGAAGCGAUCACGAUCAGCUUUCUAUUAUUAUCUACCAGCUCCUACUGUGCUUCGCUCAUGCAGGCGUGUCAACCUCUUCCAGGUUUAAGGACUUUUAUUUGGCGACAGAAAGAUACACCAAGCAGAAGGAUCAAGAGAGCAAGUGGAUCUGUUCAGACUUUAACGACAUUAACAAGCCAAGCUAUGUAACGCACGUGGUGGGCUUGAUCAUGAAUCUCUGCUGCCUCGAUAUGCUACAUCUCCACGACAUUGAGACGUCUCUAUUUAGGUACUACUGUCCCUUCUUCUAUUGGAUGCACUCGUUUGGAUUGAUUCUCUUGAACCACAUAAAGCCAGGGGCCUACUCUCUGGCCAUUUCUCCCAUUCUACUUAACCUUAACGAAAAGUACGUAAGUCACAAAGACCUUAGCGGGGCAUUCUACAAUGCACCAGCAGAGUACUAUCGUAAAACAAUUCUAGGCCAGUCCACAACUCGUAAGAACGACAGCCACGAAGACGGUGACGCAGACCAGAUAGACUAUUCUACAGAGGACCUUUCACUGCUGCAGAACUACACCAUCACUGAGUCCACCGGUCGCAUAUUUGUCUAUAAAACUGCAGACGAAAACAGGAAUGAGAAGAACAAGAACAUAAUGUGCCUCUUGUGCAACAAACCCAAGUACACCUUCCCUCAUGUCGACGUGUAUGAACUCGAUCCACAAAACGCCAAAGCAAACCUAGCAUCUGCCACCGCAUCGUUUCUACAGAAGACUGCGCGCUUGAUUAUUGCGCGAGACAAGCUCCCACGUGGAGAACUUGUCGUCCCUCCGACACUUGUUAAUCAACUAGAGUUCCUCCAGCAGAACGUGAAUAAUGCAGAGGUUCUCAAGGCAUCUCCUCACGUUAAGGUGUAUCAAUUCCAGUACAUGUCAAAUGGAACCAUUAAGAAGAAGUUCAGUGUGUCUGGUGAAGCAAUCGCAGAGUUCUCGUAUGCAAUAGAGAAGUGCUCCUCUGUUGCUUACUAUAAAGCAGUCACUAUUGCAGAGGAGCUUGGCUGUCUGAUUUGGAAGCAUGAUUUGGCAUUUUCAGCCAUGCGUUCUCGAUGCAACACACUUAUGACAAGCAGCUACUAUCGUUCCCCCACAGUUAAGUUUCUCUCGCUUCAAGGAGACGUCCAGCGCACCAUCCUGACUUUGUGGCACAAGAUAGCGUCGUUUUAUCCCACAGAUGAUAAUGACAACAUUCAGGGGCUUUGGCUCCUCAUUCACGCUGGUUUCCAGGAGACGUUCGAACAGGAGUUCGAUGCCGAAAUGAUGAAGAUAUCUAACGAGUGGGUGCCCACAUAG
Messenger RNA from Giardia duodenalis, 2022 nucleotides. RefSeq names its product Transcription factor Tfb2. Gene Ontology annotation, cellular component: transcription factor TFIIH core complex. The record is from RefSeq and is a predicted model, not a curated record. Gene Ontology annotation, biological process: nucleotide-excision repair. NCBI's taxonomy places the organism in Eukaryota, Fornicata, Diplomonadida, Hexamitidae. Gene Ontology annotation, molecular function: ATPase activator activity. Bases 1 to 2022 code for a protein of 673 amino acids. The transcript has a single exon.